UUAUGUUCUUUUUCAUUAUCAAAACAAAUAAAUGGAUAAUUCAGAUACGAAGUUAAUUCGAUGUCGUCUUCCAGUGAAGGAAUCACUGCAGAAAAAAUUUCUUGUCCUUCCAAAGAGUGUAAAAAGACUUUCAAAAAUGCAACUGCUCUUGAGUUCCAUAUUCAAGUCAUGCAUAAUAUGUGUAAUAAUAACAAUACAAAGGUUAUAAACGCAAGCAAAUAUGGAGGAAAGGAAGGCAAAGCCAGAAAAUACUUUUGUCCGAAUAUGAAUUGUACCCACAGAUCACAAGACAAGGAUUUAUUGCCUUUCAAAACAUAUCAAGCUUUGAGACAACACUACUUCACCCACCAUGCAGAAAAAAAUCUACCAUGCACAAAAUGCCAUAAAAAAUUUGCUGAAGCAAGUUUGAGGGAUAAACAUGAAAGAAAUUGUAACAUCAAAUUUGUAUGUUCUUGUGGUAUUGCUUAUCGAGGAAAAAGAGGAUUUAUGUCUCAUCUGAGUUUAUCUAAGCAUGAAUGUCCGAGCGCUUUAAAGGAAUAUUUCAUGCCUAAAAAACUGAAACGAAUACAACAAAAUCAAACACUGUGUUAUUUAAAAAGAGAGAAGAAAAGGGCCCAGUCCCAAUUCUGCCGAAAGGAGGUUUCCGUCCUAUGCCUUCAUCAAUGAAUAACUCUUUCAAUCAUGUGUCACAAGGAGAAUACACUGGGAUCAAGAAAAUUUCCAUAAAGAGAUCAAGUUCGAAAAUUCUACCCAAAAUUGAUUGUCUGAAGUAUUAUGUGAUAAAUUCCAUUCAUCCAUCUGUUGUUGUGCCUCCAGUAUGUGUGCCAAAUACUUCAAGCAAUGUUACUUGCAUUAGUGGUCUUGAAGCGAGUGGUGUUGCCUUUGAUACUGUUUCAACAGCUCUUGUUUCUUCUGGAAUUAAUUGUCGUGAUGCUACUAAUAGAUAUCCCAGUCAGGUGGAUCAUGCUUCCCAGUCAAAUGCACACAAUACGAAAUCAGCCCUGACAAGUUUAACAGUUCAACAACAUGUUGCUCACGAUUCAUCUUGUCAAACUGAGGAAUUUAUGGCUUGGCUUGAUACAGAAUCAGCAAAAUGUAGCAGUGUUGAGCCCGUGAGCUCACACAUAUCCACUCAAACAUUGCAAGAUUGUUCUGAAAUGCUGGUUACAAAUCCUGGGGAUGAGGAUCAUCUCAAUGUAUUAUCAAAUAUGACACAAACAGAAACACAAACAGAUGAUGAUUGGCUUUCCAUUUUGCUGCAAGAGCCAGAAAUGAUUUCGGCAGAAACUUUGAAUGCGGAAUGUCAAACUCUGUCGAAUCCAUUACAAAUUAGUAAUUUUAAUGAUAAUUCUAAUAAUAAUUGCGGUCAACCACAGCAGCAUGGACAGAAAACUUCCAGUGGAGCAGAAGCUUUGUAUGUUUUUGAUACCAUUUUGGAUGAUGCCUGCAAUAUGCAGACUCAAACUAGUUUUAUUGAUGUGAUGGCGGACGGUGCAACACAAACUGGCCUGCGAGCAAUGAGCUUGAUCAGCGACAAUGCAUCCGUCAUGUUGGAUUUUUGUAAUGAUAAUGAAACCCAAACAGAUGCCACUAAAACUUGCUCAGUGGUAAAUAGUGCACAUACUCAGACAAUUUUUCAGUGUGAAUCUGUUUUAUUUUCUGAUCUACUCAACAUGGAAACACAAACUGACUUCUGCUUUUCCAACAAUUUGGAACUGGUAGCAGCUGAAACACAGACUUUUGCAAAAGUUUAAAUGCUUUUCAAUAGAUUAUUCAAAAGUUUGAAUGCGAAAAGUA
Molecule: messenger RNA, 1797 nt
Organism: Styela clava
Lineage: Eukaryota; Metazoa; Chordata; Ascidiacea; Stolidobranchia; Styelidae
Biological process (GO): positive regulation of transcription by RNA polymerase II
Cellular component (GO): nucleus
Molecular function (GO): DNA-binding transcription factor activity, RNA polymerase II-specific; transcription cis-regulatory region binding
Source: RefSeq, a predicted model, not a curated record